Molecule: messenger RNA, 261 nt
Organism: Aspergillus nomiae NRRL 13137
Lineage: Eukaryota; Fungi; Ascomycota; Eurotiomycetes; Eurotiales; Aspergillaceae
Product: DNA-directed RNA polymerase III core subunit RPC11
Exons: 3
Biological process (GO): termination of RNA polymerase III transcription; DNA-templated transcription
Cellular component (GO): RNA polymerase III complex
Molecular function (GO): zinc ion binding; DNA-directed RNA polymerase activity; nucleic acid binding
Source: RefSeq, a predicted model, not a curated record
GAGUGCCGGACCUGCCCCUAUCAAUAUGUUCUGGAACAAAGUUACUUCGAGAAAACAGAGAUGAAGCAGAAAGAAGUGGAGGAUGUCUUUGGCGGGAAGGAAGAAUUUGCGAAUGCCGAUAGCAUGGCUACCCAGUGCCCCGCCGAGAACUGCAAUGGCGACCGUGCAUAUUUCUUCCAGCUGCAGAUUCGAAGUGCAGAUGAACCUAUGACUACAUUCUUGAAGUGUACCAGCUGUGGUGCCCGAUGGAGAGAAAACUGA